AGUCAAAGUGAGUAGAAGUAGUCGUGACGAAAUUAUUUGAAAAAAUUAUAAAAAUCACUAGAACAAGUAAUAAGCUACGAGCACGCAAGUUGAAGUUGAACUGCCGAUGAGGUUCUUUAGUACUGGGUAGACGUCGAACUGAUUAGAAAACACCACCAACUUCUCCAGAAGUGCGGAGGUCUUGCAGCUCCCGAUAAGUUGUACUUAUGUAACUAUAGCAACACUGUUAGCUAGUACUUCGUUCUAUCCAUCCGGGACCGGGAGGUCGUCCUCGUCGCCCCCAUGACGAAAGUCCCGGAUUCGCAAGCGGGGUGCAAAGUUGCCGUCCGACUGUUGCCCCCGGAGCUGGACUCCGAGAGUUUCAAAACGUCCCUAGCCCCGGAGUUCGAGAAGAAAAUCAAGUUCUACCGCUUCCAAAACGGGGCCAAGGGGGACAAAACGAAAAAGCACGCUACCGUGUUUGCGCAAUUUGACACGAAGGAGAGCGCUCGGAAGUUCAUACGUACAGAAACUUCUUGAUUUUUGUCCACGACACUACACCCGGAGCACAAUUCACGACUACCGUAGCAAAAAGAAGGGGUGAAAAGAUUAUAGAAUUAAUCAUAGACACUACGAUGAAUGUUGACAAAAGCAACUUCUAUUUCUGUAUUUGUAUUUUAUUGGCUCUGUAUGUAUCAAUAAAACAGGUUCGUAUAACGGGCACCUUUUCCAAGUCGAAGAAGGUGGGCAGAAGUAUGAAAGGAGCCCUGACCAAGAGCAUCUGUUUUCAGUGAAGAAGUUUCAGUUGCGCACUUCGCAGAAGAACGGGGAACUUAUAGUUGCCUCCACCACAGGUUGUACACACAAAGAUAUAAACACCAACUGCUUGCGCAGGUCCAGCUGCUGCUGCGUCUCUCUGCAUGAAGAAAUAAAGAUGUAAAAGGGCGCUGAUAUUCUCCAUCAUAAUUCACGAAAAACAAGAUACAAUUAUUUUCUCCAAUCCAUACCACGUACGCUGCCGUCGCCACGAUGGCACCAAACCAGCGGCCGCACAACUACCGAGUGCCCCAAAUGGAGGAGUGUGCCUUGCAGGAACUGGAAAAAGGCGGCCCACCUGAAAGUACGUCGAAGCCCAGCAGCAAGGGCGGCACGUCCUCCGGGGGUGGCAGCAGCGGGUCAACAGCUCAACAAACCGACGGCACCUCGAAACCGCCGAAAGUGGGCUGCGAGCAGAGCGGCGUGGACCUGUAUCGCAAAUUGGCCUACCUGAAGUCGCGCUACGCCUAUGCGAAGUACGCGGGGCUAAAAGACGAAAUAGACCCAGAGGGUUUGCACGCGGAGAUGGAGCAGACCGCAGAAAAACUUGCGACGAUAGAAAAGCAGCAUGGCACACAGGGUAGUACAACUGGUGGCGCCGGAAUUUCUUCUUCUCGGAAGGGCAAGGGCAAGAAUCGGGGCAAGCUGCGCGAUCAAAACAAGGGAGAACAGCAGGACAGUCCACGAAAUAUUAGAGACGACACUGCAAAUGUUGACAAUGACGGCGCGGCUUCCCAGGAAGUCUACCAACUAGACGGGUUCUUCCAGAAAUAUGACCCAUCCGUGGACGAAAAGCGCAUCUUCGAGUCCACACUAGUCGGGAAGUACUUCCGGCUCUGUCAAAAAGCCAUCCAGGCUCAGAUUGAAGAGUCGCAGAACAGCGCGAAUGCGCUCCCUCCAGGUAAGCUGCCCCCGCCCCCGCCUGGGUUGAAAACGAAAAAACUGAUCGACACGGAAAGGACCGUGGAUGUGGAAGAGAAAAACACGCCGCUGCUGGUAUCCUGAGUAAAAAUAUCCCCACACCAGAGUCAAGAUGGGAAACCCGCUAGACAAAUCAGCCACCUCUGGUUGUUUCGCAUGACAAGUUGUGUCCUCGUAGUGUAAUCCUGUUUAGCUAGUUCCGAAGCAUGACAGAUCUCGCAUAUCAUGCUGAUUCUAGCAUCACAAAUUCGCUCACAGGACUACAAAACGGCUCUCAUGGGGCUCCGCAUGAGAAACUUUUUUGGCAUGCAGAUUUGCAUGAGAACUCUGGGGAGGGGACAUUUUUACUCAGGAUAGCUGGCGCAAGUGAAGAUCGACAGGAGUCGGUCGCGGAGGGAGAGGGACCGGCAAAGGGGAAACGCGACGCGGGGGGGCAAGAAGAUCAAUCCUUUGGGCGAGAUUCUGGAGGAUGAGGAAUUUGACGACGAUGGGAACAACAGCGAUGACGCGUUCUAUGUGAACAGUGGCGCGGCCGCGGACCGGAAGGGCAUGCAGGACGACGCAGAUCUGUUUUCGUCGCGCAGGGACACGGGCCUCGCCACCGGCAGUAAGUCUGCUUCCGGGAACAAGAAGGAAAAGUCGCGGAAUAGAAGAGGGAACAGGAAAUCAGGUAAAACUACUUGAGAUUAAUAGACGAAAAUGGUAAUCGAGGAACAGACUAUGACUAGGGUCAGGAAAACAGAUCAAUGAAGGGAACAAGUACUAUCGAACCAAAUGAAGUACUGUUGUGUUUCACGUUUACAAUCACAUUUUUUUUCUUCCUGCAAAAACACAACAUCUUGAUCCUCCAACAACCCCCACGAUCAUGGACCCAGGCGACCAGGAGCUCGUUCGUAUCACCUGCAACGGUUGCAAGAAGCGCAAGCGUUGCGUGCAGGACAAGCAGACCGGCAAGUUUUACUGUCGCCGGUGCCGCACGCCCUCCACGACCGGAGGUGGAGGUGGAGCGACCGGAGCAGGCGCGACUGGCCAGAAUAUGAAAGCCGAAGCGAGCGCCGCCUCCUCUGCCAAGAAAUCCCGCGGCGAGCGGUCGUCCACGGAACGGCGGGAACAGAGACGCGCCGAGCGGGCAGCCGCGAGGGCGGCUGGAAGUAGGGGUGGCCAGGGAGGUGCUGAUGUGGACAGUUACAAGGACGAGCAGAAGAAGGGCUCUUCCUCCUUCGAUCCACCAUCCCGGUCUACCGGCGGCGGAGCCGGAGGAUCGUCUUCAAGCACUGGCUAUGUAUUGCAAAAGCAGAUCGUCCAAGUAGCAGUUGCAUUUAGAAGUACAUCAAAUUAAUACAGAUUUGCUCAGCAUGAUGUUCUUGACAACUUCCAUUUGUCAUGGUGGAUUGCCUCAGAAACCAGUAGUUUUGUCAUUAUGCAUAAAUCGCAACCACUACUAGUACGAUGCGACCUUUGCACAGGAUACCGGCGGAGGCGGAAAUGGACCAGGGAGCACGGACGCGGUACAAGAUCUACUAUUGAUCUGUUUUUCUUUGUCAUGCAGGGAUUCGCAUAAUGAUAGAUAAAGAUAAUCACAAACUUUGUCUAUGCAUAAACGAGAUUUUAUCCCACCAACGAAAUAACAGUCCGACCGCCGACUCCGGGACCAGCUGCGAGAUAGCAAACCGGCCCCGAUCGUGCACAUGCCCGGCGGAGCUUCACCACCGGCAGCUGCAAGCAGCAAGCCAUUGAAAUCUUCCCGUGUAGGAGCUGUUGACCACGACGAGUCGUAUCCAGACAAUUCAGGAACUACAACUCGCGGCGCUGCUACUGCAGAUAAAAACUCGUCGAACACGUGGACCAAAGCUGCAAGCACUAGUACAACUUCCGCGAAACAAGAAAAGAGCGGAACUAGUACAAGCGGUGGCAAUUCAUCCACCUCGGAGCAGAAGUGUUCGGGCUGUGGGUCCUACAAGAAGAAAGUAGAAAAGGGGUACUGCAUAUCCAGGAAAAAACACCCAUCCCCAUCCAUUUUUUGCAUGGCAAAUAGUGGACUUUAUGCAUGUUUUGCAUCACAAAUUGGAUGGGGAUGGGUGUUUUUUCCUGGAUACUGCAACGACUGCUGGGACAAAUGGAGCAGCUGGAAAAAGGAUAAGAGGAAGCGCUAAAUUGGUAUGGAAAUAAUCACUAUCACGCCACGAACAAGCGACGCAGCACUUUUCAAGACACUGUAUUGCCAGGAAUGCGACGAAACCGUUGUAACCUGAUUAUACCAGCGAAGGAGCGAUGAACAUCACCAACAAGCGAAAUUUUGGCACUCAGCGAACGAUGUGAAUGAAUCACAUCGAAGAUCCUGGCUCACCUUCACUGUAGAUACAUCUAUCUUCAGAUGAUGAUGUGCCAUCGCGCUCGAAGCCUCGCUCGACGUCAUCCACGCGAAACGAGGUCCUCCUGCAUUGCUUAGUAAGCUUCAAGAUAGCGCGUGAAACCUCACAC
Amoebophrya sp. A120 is the source of this 4197-nucleotide messenger RNA. Lineage: Eukaryota; Dinophyceae; Syndiniales; Amoebophryaceae. The record is from the annotation of a GenBank genome assembly.